Molecule: messenger RNA, 9824 nt
Organism: Schistocerca cancellata (South American locust)
Lineage: Eukaryota; Metazoa; Arthropoda; Insecta; Orthoptera; Acrididae
Gene: Smurf
Product: E3 ubiquitin-protein ligase SMURF1
Exons: 15
Coding region: 240-3263 (1007 amino acids)
Biological process (GO): negative regulation of BMP signaling pathway; ubiquitin-dependent protein catabolic process
Molecular function (GO): ubiquitin protein ligase activity; protein binding
Source: RefSeq, a predicted model, not a curated record
GAGUAGCUUGAUAGAAUUUUGACGUAAUGUCUGUGCGGAAAUGGUAGGGUGUGCUUUGCGUUUAGUGAAUAUGCGUGUGAAAGUGUCAUUUCUCGCGGAAGUGGGUGAAGAUUGCGUUUUUGUAUGUGUAAUGUAACGACACAUCUGACAUAAUGUAUUUCUAUUUACUCCUUACUGGAACAGCCGUAGUGAAUAAUAUGUAUGUUAAUUAAAGUGCUGAAUGUAAAUGACAGUGAAAUAUGUCCAUCCCAGGGGGGAGUAAAAGAAGUGGUGCUAUGAAAAUUCGUUUGACAAUACUGUGCGCACGAAAUUUGGCAAAAAAGGAUUUGUUCCGCCUUCCCGAUCCAUUCGCAAAGAUCAGCGUCGACGGCUCGGGUCAGUGUCAUAAAACAGACACAUGUAAAGCCACUCUUGACCCUAAGUGGAAUCAGCAUUAUGACUUGUAUAUUGGAAAGGAUGAUGGCAUUACUAUAAGUGUAUGGAACCACAGAAAAAUUCACAAAAAACAAGGAGCUGGAUUCCUAGGUGGUGUGAGAAUUGUAUCAAAUACAAUUCAGAGGCUGAAAGACACUGGCUAUCAGCGCUUGGAUUUGUGCAAGUUAAGCUUAGACAGUCCCGAUCCAGUGAAAGGUCAAAUUGUAGUUUCUUUGCUCUCCCGUGAUGGCCACAGUGGUGUCGCAGGUGGUGGCCACAAUGCUGUUGUGGAUCCUCUGGGAGACCUCAGUUGCCCUGAGGACCUCCCCGAGGGAUGGGAAGAGCGAAGAACUUCCGACGGUUGGCUUUAUUACGUAAAUCAUCACACCAAAACUACUCAGUGGUUUAGGCCAACAAGGCCGCAAUAUACAAGUAUUAUUCCGACACAUGUCCUUUCAAGACCUUCACGUGAGAAUGGUCCUGUUGGCUCAAACGUUACACAGCCUACUUCUCCAACAAGUGGAUUAGCCCAUCCAAAUUCUUCAAGUGAUGGUGGGUCUGUCAGCCCAGAUGUGACACAGCCUACUUCUCCAACAAGUGGAUUAGCCCAUCUAAAUUCUUCAACUGAGGGUGGACCUGUCAGCCCAGAUGUUACGCAGCCAGCUUCUCCAAUAAGUGGAUUAGUCCAUCUAAAUACUUCAAGUUCCAAUACUAGCUCACCUAUUACUGGUACCGCUGAACAACAAUCGUCAGCAGGAUCCAAUUCUGGCAGUCCAGUAAACCAGACACCAAGCCAGAAUCAAUCAGGGAACAGGGAGCAGAAUGGCAUCUUCCCUCUUCGAGGAACUGCUGCAUCACGCAGGCCAUUGGUUCCAGCAAUAACAGGCUUUCAACCAAACAAAACAGUGAGUGAAGCUGAAAAUCGGCCUCCGAGAACAGAGCUGCCAGCUGCUGGCAGUAGACGUGAACGUGAAAAUUCUUCAGGCAGUCAGGCUCAAGCAGCUGCUCAUCGUCGACGAUCUGCACGACAGAGAAAUUCAUUGAUGUUGCAACAGGCUGGUCGUGGUUCUCACAAUAUUAGUCAGCCGGGAGACUUGCCACCAGGAUAUGAAUUACGAACAACGCAGCAAGGGCAGGUGUAUUUCUACCAUGUUCCAUCUGGAAUAAGUACAUGGCAUGACCCACGCAUUCCCCGAGACCUGACUGUAAGCUCAGAUCUCGGUCCUUUACCACCAGGAUGGGAAAUGAGGCAAACUAGUUCUGGACGUAUUUAUUUUGUAGAUCACAAUAACCGCACCACUCAGUUCACUGAUCCACGGCUGUCUGGUGCAGUAAUCUCAAAUCUCAUUAAGAAACAAAGCUCAAGCACUUCACCAACCCAUGGCGCAACAAGCAGCUCAAAUUCCAAUUCGAGCAGUGGACGGGUAGAUCCCGUGGGGAGGGAAGAUUCACCUUCUGGGUCAUCUCGCCAGCCUUCUCUGUCCCCUACAAGCAGUGGAAGUAGCACAACAAUGAACAGUGAAGCAAGAACUUCGGGAGAAGGAAGUAGCAAUAGUGCAACGGAACCCGCUGCCGGUACUGACGGAAGUGCAAAUAAUAGUGAAAAUAGAAAUUCAGCUUCAGUGUGUGUGUCACUAAAUGUACGAAGUGGAGAACUGCCAAGGGAAUUGUUGGACAGUGAAUUGUUGCCAAAGUACAAACGAGAUUUGGUUACGAAGCACAAAUCUUUAAGAACUGAACUGCAAGCACUUCAACCACAAAGUGGUCACUGCCGUUUAGAGGUGUCACGGACAGAAAUAUUUGAGGAGUCAUAUAGACUAGUGAUGAAAAUGAGACCAAAGGAUAUGCGCAAACGCCUAAUGGUUAAAUUCAGAGGAGAAGAAGGUUUAGAUUAUGGAGGUGUUGCUCGUGAGUGGCUGUACCUUCUGUCACAUGAAAUGCUGAAUCCUCAGUACGGACUUUUCCAGUAUUCACGUGAAGAUAAUUACACUCUGCAGAUCAAUCCUGAUAGCAGCAUUAAUCCUGAGCAUUUAUCAUAUUUUCACUUUGUGGGCCGUGUAAUUGGGAUAGCUGUUUUCCAUGGUCAUUACAUUGAUGGAGGCUUUACAAUGCCAUUUUAUAAGAUGUUGCUUAAUAAACCUAUAACACUGGAUGAUAUUGAAGGUGUGGAUCCUGAACUGCAUAGGAGCUUAACAUGGAUGCUGGAAAACAGCCUCACUGGUGUCAUUGAUACAACUUUUGCUGUGGAGCACAACAGCUUUGGAGUAUUGAAGGUGCAUGAGCUGAAACCUGGGGGAAAGGAUAUUAAUGUAACGGAAGAAAACAAACGAGAAUAUGUAAAGCUGUACGUGAACUACAGAUUUAUGAGAGGUAUUGAGCAACAGUUCCUAGCUCUACAGAAAGGUUUCACUGAAUUAAUACCCAACAAUCUUCUUAGAGCAUUUGAUGAACGUGAACUUGAAUUGAUAAUUGGUGGCCUUGGUUCUAUAGACAUUACGGAUUGGCGAAAUCACACAAGGUUAAAGCAUUGCACUCCCGAAACACCAGUUGUAAAGUGGUUUUGGCAGAUCGUUGAAGAAUACUCGGAGGAAAUGAGGGCAAGACUUUUACAGUUUGUAACAGGAAGUUCUAGGGUUCCUUUACAAGGAUUUAAAGCUUUGCAAGGUUCAACAGGUGCUGCUGGCCCAAGACUUUUUACAAUUCAUGUUAUAGAUGCACCUUUGGAAAAUCUACCAAAAGCCCAUACAUGCUUUAAUAGAAUUGACAUUCCUCCUUAUGAAUCAUAUCAGAAAAUGUAUGAAAAGCUUACUCAGGCUGUGGAAGAGACAUGUGGUUUUGCUGUUGAAUGACGUGUUGCAUAAAAUAGCUUAAUUUUAGAGGUUGAGUCAAUUUGCACUAUUUUUAGAUAAAUAGUCAACUGUAUUGUUUGCACAUUGAUUUGCACAAAAGGCCUCACAAGUCAUUGAAGUUGCAUGACACACCUCUGAAAGAUUCAGAUAAACUGCAAAGCUUCAUUGCCGGUGAAAUGAAAUAUUUAGGAUCAUAUGGUUUUGGUAUGAUCUCUAGUUUCUUUUUAGAUACAGUUCACUUGUUGUACAGAGUUAUUUUGUUGUAUGCUGUUGUUAAAAUAUGCAUCACAUGGUGUAUUAUUGAGAUUUUUUAACCAAUUGUUAAAAACAUUGAACCUGUGUCUACUGUGUAGAUAUAAGCUAGUAUUGUUUUCAUGGUGUGAUUUAAAAUCUGCCCGUUAUAUAUGUUGCACAUUUUAUUUUUUAAAAAAGGUGGCAGUUGAACUGUCAGCACAAAAUUCAACCACCACAGAUAUGCACAUAUUGUGUGUUGCUUUAGUAUUUAUGUUAACAAUAAUUGCCUUAUGUCAUUUGUUUAAGAUAAGGUUCUUCACAGUAUUGUUGUAAUUGUAACUAACAGGUAAUGCAAUUAUAAAUUAGAUCCGUUUUCCAGUUUGAAGUAGAUAGUGUUUGGUUGCUCAGAUUUCUCUGAUUUAACAUUGUACUCUUCUCACGCACACAUGCUGCGACAUGACUCACAAACAGUGACGCGCUGAAAACCAGAUCUGAAUGUGCUCUUGCUUCAGUUUUACUCUCAGCAGUUCACCAUUGUAUUUUAUUACUUCAUAUUACUGCAGAUUGCAGCAGAGAUGUCAUUCAUAUUUAUUAAAUGUUUGUGUGGCAGCAGUGGAAAUGCCUCAUGUAGCACCCUCCAGUAUAAUGUGACUUCCAUGCCUGAACUCCUGAUUUGCUAGCUUUUGGAGAACCGGGAUCAAGUUUAAUAUUAGCAUUAUUCAUUUAAAAGUAUGUUGACUGUAGAUGGUAAAGCAGUUCUCCACAAUGAGGUGGAAAAAUGUCAUUUAGAUCAGAUGAGAGUAAGAUCAUUGUGCAAACAAAGCCAGUAUUAUUGGUUGCAGUCCACAGAAUCUCGUGGUACUGGAGCAAAAAGUGAAACUCCAUAUUUAUUAACUGUUUAUGCACUCUUACUCUCCAAGAACUUUCCAAAAAUUUCAGUAAAAACUCUUCAUUAGGUGCUCCAUUCAUUAGACAGUUAGUUCAACAUUUUCAGACUCAAACUACCACAGAGAACAUUAAAGGCCAAAUUCAUCCCCGUGUGUAUACAUCAUCAUAAAAACAAGGACCAUCAUAUUCAUUUUGAACAUAGUGCUUUUUCCUAUUUCUGUUUGCCCCAUUCGAUUAAAAGUCAACUGUUUCAUAUGUAUUUAAGUUAUCAGGGACAUUUUUAUUCUUUAUGUUUUGAGGAUUGAGUACCUUGCAAUACUCAUUUUUUAUGUAACUAUGUGGUAUAUCGUUUUACAGAGUUACGUAACAUUAUUUACGGUCUCUAUAAAAAUACCUCCUUGUCACUAUUAUAAUUUGUUUCCUAGGAAACUGACAAAUAAGUUAUAGCUUUAAAAGAAAGGAAACAAGAAACAAAUUUAUCUGUAAUGUGGAUGGUAUUUGUGAUCCUGUUGUUAACAACAGUACCAAUAGAUAUGUAUUUUUGAGAAACAUGGAUGCAUUUUAGAAAAAUGUAUAAUCGUUAAAAACUAGAGAACUGUUUUCAAAACCAACUGGAAGUUGUUUCACUCCUUUUCUAUAUUUUCAUAAUACUCUGUUGAUUUAUAUACAAUUUGCAUAACAUGCUAAUUUUUGAAAUGUAAAACCAUUAUAUAAUAAUGAAAAUAUUUUUGUACACAGCUAUAAUGCCUUCAAUGUAUUGUAGCAAAAUCUACAUAUCAUUGUAUUCUCUGCAAUAGGAAAAUUUGUGUGUGCUUUGUGAGAAUGGAAGGCAUUGUGCAAUAUUUUAUUGCUGUUAAAUUUGAAAUAUUUUAUACAGGCCUUAACUCAAUAGCUCAGAAGAGCAGUUGUUGAGAAAAUGUGGUUAUUGUUGCAGAAAGACAAUAAUAGAUGUAGAAAGCACUCCUUCCAAUUGGCGUUUUCCUAGAUUUUGUAUAAGAGAAGUAUUGAGAGGCAUGUUCCUUAUAACAGCAAUAGAUAAAGUACUUGGUUCCACAAGUACAUGGAAGUGUUGUUAUUUGUUGCAGAACAUAGCUUUUUUGUUAUGCUUCAUCUUUGAUCACCAAAUUGCUGCAGCACUGAUGUUGCAGGAUAACUUUUUAGUAGCUAAUUUGUAAGCAUAAAUUUUCUUCCAUUUAAUUUGUUGUAUAGUGACAGGCUGACUGAAAAAAGAUAUAAUGCUGUUUACUUAUAAAUCCAGUACAGAAGACAUAACAAGAAUGUCUAGGAGUCGUUAUGAAGUGCCACUUAAAUACUUUUACAGACCUACAUCUGUGCAUCAGGCAGUGUGAAGUGAAGGCUGUAUAGUAUAUCAGCAUUAUUUACAUCCCUCUGUACUACUAUUUUUUUUUUUUGAUAGAAUCCAGGAAGAAUGUGUAUGUGUAAACCCAAAUUCAUCUAAUAAUUCUACCACUAUUACAGAUGAUGUAUGUGAGAGGAAGUAAUUUAUCAUGAUCUUUAUGGAAUAUAUGCUGUUGUUGUUUAUAAAGUAACACUUUCCAUGAAGCAUAAUAGUUUCCUCUUGGAAUUUGUUGAAAAUAUGUAUUAUUCUUACACUGUCAAAAAAAUUUAUUACUGCAAAUGAGAUUUAGAUUUUUUCUGUCUGUACAGAUAGGAGAUUGAGACAGAAACAGUCAGUACUCUGAUUGCAAAUGGUUAUAACAUGGAAAAGCUGGGCACAUUGGUUUAGUUUCAUGAUAAAAAUAAUGAGAAGUGAUACUAAUAAAAUGUACCUUACAUUCAUUAAUAUUUCUGCAACACUAAAAACAACUAUUAUUAAUGUCAUCGUCAAAAUAAUUUGUAAGUAAUAUGCGAUAUAAUCUUUGUUUUCUUGGCUGGAUUGAUUGAAGUUAUGUUUUGGGACUUUUCAGUGUAUUUGGCAGUUCACUUUUGUGCAUAAAGUUUGGCAAAUUAGCUAACGCUGUUUCUCAGGUGCUAUGAGCAGCUGUCUUAUAUGUGUAACACUUGGAGUCAAACCAGAAUACGGACUGACUGUUUCUAGUCCAGCCACUUAGCAUACAUAAGACUAAGUGCUGCAAGUAUUGAAGAUGGCAACAAAUGGUUCCAAAUUUGCUUUCAAUAUUUCAAUAAGUAGGCUAGAAAACUGAAAAUAUUCCACUGUAAGUAAAAAAUAAAUGAUAGAAAAUGUUGUUUUAGAAAAUGUAACCCUGUUACAUUCAUUGAACGGUGUGUGGACUAAAGGUACAUUGUCUAGUAUGCGACAGCGACAACAGGAAUCCCCUAUGGCAAAAGGGGCUGCCUGAGUUUGAGUUUGGGCUUUGUAGACAAAUGCGGACUGUACUACUACCACAAUUCUGAUGACUUAUUUUUUAGAGACCCUGAAGGAAAAUAUGAGAGGUGAAUAAGAGUCUCCUGUUGCAAAAAACUUGAAAUGAGACAGUUCAUUUAUUACAAUUUAUUUUUAGUAAGUCUAUAUUUCAUGGCAUCCUAAGAACACACAGAGAAACAGUAGGGGCUUAUGUUGGAGUAAUAGAAGACAAGAAAUGCUUGGAACAGGAUCAAAUGUCUCGGAGAAACCAAAUAAAUGGAUACUGUAUGAUCACUAGGUUUCCUUGGGUUAAGUUCAACACGGAGAACAUUAAGUAAAUUUCUUGAUUUUUAAGCAUACUGCUUUCAUCUGCUUCUUUGCCCCCAAGAAAAAUAAAUUUGGGUUGUUAAAGAGCAUGCAGGAAAUGUAAUGACAGGUGUAAAUUUCAUUGAUCUGAAUGUAUUCCUAAAGCAAUAGCAUUUCAGUCAGUGUUUUAUGCGAUGUUAUUAGACAUCUUAAUUAUGAAUUUUCAGUUAAAUUUCACUUCUGUAACUUUAAUACCUUGGGAGAUGGAAUUUUUUGCUACUUUGUUAACAGAGCUAAAAAAUCCUGGCCCCUUUUUUUAAAGGUUUCCUUUCUCGAAAACUGCAACUCCUACAGCUAUAAAAUUGUAAUACUGUUUUACUGCGGCAUAAAAACCACACAAAUACUAACUAUUCAUUUCAUAGCCUCUUGAACAACAUUUUUCCCUGAUAAAUUCAGUGGCAGAAUUAGGCAGUUUUGUUCCAUGAUAACUUCCAAUUAUCCCAGUUGGAUCCAUUUUGACUGUAUAUCCAUUACAAACAAGACACAGAAAAAACAAAUACGUAGUCAGUAUUUGUCUAAAUGUCGCCAAGUGAUAGUUAUUGCAAAAGAGACUGACCCAUUUUGCCACCGAAUUUAUUGGGGAAAAAUAAUCUUAUUUGAGAGGUAACCAAAUCAGUACUAUUUUUUUUUCCAAUGUUGUAUUAUUAUUUUUGUGAUUGCUAUGGUGUAAUGAAAUGGCAUUAAAAAUUCCGUAACAGUAGAGCUAGCAGUUUUAGAGAAAGGAAACAUGUAACUUAGAAAAACACAGAUUUUUUUAGCUCUGUUUACAAAAUGGAAAAACAUUAAAUCUCCAAAGUACUAGAGCCAAUGCAGUAAAAUUUUAAGUAUAAACUCGUAAUUCAGAUCUCUAAUAAAAUAAUGUAAAAAAAUUGACUGAAAUAUUGUUACUUAGGUGACACAUGUGGAUUCAGCAAAAUUAAAAGUUUCCCGGAACUUUCUGCAAGCAUUCUAUUGAUACAUUUAAUGAACUAAAACAAGAAAUGUUUCAUUGCAGAUCUGCCUCCAAUAUGUGACUCUUUCAGUCAGAAGAAAAGACCAACAGUAUUGUUUCAAACAUUGUAACUGAAUCCAUAGGCAAUACAGAAGUUAUAUCCAUAUCACUUAAGGGAGCGCCUCAGAUGAGAGAGAUGCAAGCUCCAUUAUCUCUUUCUGAUGGACGUACAACUUUCAUGCAUACAAACAAAGGUCUUGAUCCCAGUGGCACAAGGUUAUGUAAGAGGAAGAAAAUGAAAGAAACGAUGUAUCUCCAGCUCGGAGGGGUGGGGGUGGGGGGUGGGAGACAGACUGAAAGGGAGAAAACAUCUGCAGAAUUGAAAACAAAAUACCUAGAGGCCCCUUUGAAGGAAUUUAUAAAUUGAUUUCUACUGGGCAUGGCUAUGGCUAUGAGAACACCCCACUCCACUAUUUCGAUUGAGUCAAAAAAGCUUAUGGAAUAAAGGAAUGAAAUGACAGAUAAAAACUAAAAACUAGAGGUUUAAGAGUGUGUCAGAACAGACUGACAUUAUUUGAGGCUGAUGAUCUCAGGGGCAUUAUGUAUUUCCUUGUAAUAUAAAAUUAAAAUGUUUAAUUUCUUAAGACAUUUAUUUUAAUGAAUGCAAUUUAUAUUAAGUUCUCUCCACCUCUGUUGCUGUAGACACAUCAAUGCUGGGAGAGUAAAUAAGGACUUACCACAGUGAUUCAGUACUAUGCAGAAGUUAUUACCAACAUAAUAUGCAAGAGCAUUAACAAAUCUCUAUUUUCCAAGCAUUUCACUGUCUUCACCUUAAAGGAGAAAUGUGUGAGCAUGUAGCAGGUAGGGUUGCAAUUGCCAUCUGAAGACAUUCACUUUUAAUAAUAAAUGAGGAAUUACUUAAUUUCUAUGAUGUGUUAAAUAAUUUCCGUGAUGUGCUAAAACAUUACAGGUUGUUAAACUAUUACAACGUGGACAAAGAGAAAAAUUAUUUUAAUAAUUUUAGCAAAAAAUUUGUGUGUUGGAGAAGAAAAUUAGUGUCAUCAUGAGUUUUUCAGUUGCAGCAAUGGAUUUCUUGAACAUGUUGCACUUUUUUUUAUGAGACACAAAAUAUGGGCAAACUAACCUAAAAUAAAGUCUGAAUAUGAUUUUGUCAUUUAAAAGGUGCCUGUUAAUAAAAAUGUUAUAACAACCUUCACUGUCAUGUCCCGCAAAAAUUCUAUUAAUCUUCAUUAUCUUCAUCAAGUUGAGGAGCGACAAUAAUACUAUGGUGUCAUUCUCUUCAUCUUGUAACAAAAUAUCUAAGUAAUUCAGGAUCAGAUCCAAUUUAGUCGCAUUUCUGUCCAUCCUAUUGCCGACUGUCCACUGGUGCCACAGCCGUGCUUUGGGAAAUAGCUGCAACUGAGGACUAAAUUUGGUUGCAUCGUUGUAUGCUUGAGGGAGCAGUCAGCCCUUUUUCACUGCCGCAAGUUGUGGUUGUGCCUUGUACAACGCACCUUAAAGAAUCAAGUUUUGCAAUUCACACAGAUAAUAAUACAAAAGUAUGUGAGGGAAUGGUGCUGCAAUGUAGUUUGUUAUGGAAACUAAAGCUGUUAAUUUUCAAUGUGUCGUAUUAAUCAGUCAUGUAGAAAUGUGGACAGUUUGAAUUAUUAUUGCAAGCACUAAUACCCUUUAAUUCCAAGGCACAAACAUUUUGUAAUACACAUAAUUUAGUUGCAUCUCAUUGACACAUUCUUGUGAUUUCCUCUGGUAUGUCAACAUGCUUUUCUCAUCCACCAUCUCUUCUUCUUCUUCUUCU